UCUAUAUGAUUCUACUAUAUACUACUCAAUUUGAUAACAAUGUCUUCAUCUUCUUCUUCUUCUUCUUCAAACCCAUCUGACUCAUCAUCAUCUGCACCACCAAAGCUUCCACUGAAACCAAUCCCAGGCGACUAUGGCUUACCCUUCUUCGGUCCCAUCAAAGAUCGUUACAACUAUUUCUACAACCAAGGAAAAGAUGAGUUCUUCAAAACUCGAAUCCAAAAAUACAACUCCACAAUCUUCCGUACCAACAUGCCCCCCGGCUCCUUCAUCGCUUCAAACCCUAAAGUCAUCGCAGUCCUCGAUGCCGUGAGCUUCCCCGUUCUCUUCGACACCUCCAAAGUCGAAAAACGUAACGUCUUGGACGGCACCUACAUGCCCUCCACAUCCUUCACCGGCGGCUAUCGCGUCUGCGCCUAUCUCGACCCCUCAGAACCGAACCACGCUUCUCUCAAGCGCUUCUUUUUGUCUCUACUCGCCAGUCGCCACCACAAGUUCAUCCCACUCUUUCAAAACCACUUGUCCAACCUCUUUCUCAACCUGGAAACUGAAAUUUCAAAAAAUGGCAAAGCAGACUUCAACACCCCGAGCGACGACAUGUCCUUUAAGUUCGUCUUCUCGCUGUUCUGCGGGUCAGAAAAUACUUCAUUGGGUUCCAAAGGGCCAAACUUGGUGGCCUUAUGGCUCGCGCCACAACUGGCUCCGCAGAUCACACUCGGGUCGCCCAAGUUGCUGAGCUUUGCUGAAGAUUUGUUGCUGCACACGUUUUCCUACCCUGCAUUUUUGGUCAAAUCGACCUACAAGAAGCUCUACGAUGCGUUUUACGAGUCGUCGGCUUCGGUUUUGGACGAGGCCGAGAAUAGUUUCGGGAUUCCGAGAGACGAAGCUUGCCACAACCUUUUGUUUUUGGCUUGCUUCAAUGCUUUUGGUGGCAUGAAGCUUUUGUUCCCUGCUUUAAUCAAGUGGGUUGGAUCCGCAGGAGAGGAUUUGCACCGCCAGCUCCGAAAUGAAAUCAGGGCCUUUGUUAAAGAAAAUGAUGGGAAUGUUACUUUCUCGGCGUUGGAUAAGAUGACUUUGACCAAGUCCGUGGUUUAUGAGGCUUUGAGGAUUGAACCUCCUGUUCCGUUCCAGUACGGGAAGGCCAAGGAGGAUAUCAUGGUCCAUAGCCAUGAUGCAGCAUUUGAGAUCAAAAAGGGGGAAAUGAUCUUCGGAUAUCAGCCGUUCGCCACAAAGGAUCCGAAGAUUUUCGAGAAUCCGGAGGAGUUUGUGGGGCAUAGGUUUGUAGGAGAAGGUGAGAAAUUGUUGAAGUAUGUUUAUUGGUCAAAUGGUCGCGAGAUCGAUGAUCCGACGGUGGAGAAUAAGCAGUGCGCGGGGAAGAAUUUGGUGUUGCUUGUGUCGAGGUUAAUGUUGGUAGAGUUUUUCCUUCGAUAUGACACUUGUACCGUUGAUGUGACUACGGCUUCAUUGGGUGCAUCAGUGACGUUCAAAACAUUGACCAAAGCCUCCUGAAUGUCAUCAUGGUCGAUGGCUUAUAAAUCGUACCUAUUUCAUUCUCAAUGCCGUUCACUACUAGCAUGCUUGGAGAGGUUGACAGUUGAGCUUACUAGUUUUUCUCAAAUGCAAUAUCACCAAUACAUUAGGGUGUAUCUUACUGGAUUGAGGUAUUUUCUUUUGGUUUGAAGUUGGCUAGCUUAUGGACUUUUGGAUUGUAUUGUGAGUCAUAUACUAUUUUAGCCUCCUGUUUGUAAUAAUAUGGUAAAGACGUAUUCUCUGU
Molecule: messenger RNA, 1774 nt
Organism: Rosa rugosa (rugosa rose)
Lineage: Eukaryota; Viridiplantae; Streptophyta; Magnoliopsida; Rosales; Rosaceae
Product: allene oxide synthase 1, chloroplastic-like
Exons: 1
Coding region: 40-1509 (489 amino acids)
Biological process (GO): sterol metabolic process
Molecular function (GO): heme binding; iron ion binding; oxidoreductase activity, acting on paired donors, with incorporation or reduction of molecular oxygen
Source: RefSeq, a predicted model, not a curated record